Messenger RNA from Chaetomium globosum CBS 148.51, 1704 nucleotides. RefSeq lists its product as uncharacterized. NCBI's taxonomy places the organism in Eukaryota, Fungi, Ascomycota, Sordariomycetes, Sordariales, Chaetomiaceae. Gene Ontology annotation, biological process: protein quality control for misfolded or incompletely synthesized proteins. The coding region runs from base 1 to 1704 and encodes 567 amino acids. The record is from RefSeq and is a predicted model, not a curated record. Gene Ontology annotation, cellular component: mitochondrion; cytoplasm. The transcript has 3 exons. Gene Ontology annotation, molecular function: ATP binding; ATP hydrolysis activity.
AUGCCCUUACGCCUGCGCCGACUCCAACCGAGGACCUCCCUUAGCGCGGUGUCCCGGGCCCUCCGAACGACCCCGAGCUGUUCCCGGCAGCGCGCAUUCCGUACGGCAUGCGCUUCCUCGACAAGCGUGGGGCGGAUAACCCGUUCGUUUCCCGGCCCCGAGCGCCGUAUCCGCGCGGCAUCGCACGUCGUGUUCCCUGCUGCGUUCGUCGCGGGACAGAGAAGACGAGCGUCAGUUGUGGCGGCAGAAGCGGUUGAGAAUACGAAUACCGAGGAUAUUGGCCCGAUACAAGAGUACGACCGGCGGGUCGCGAAUGGCCUCCUUCGAAACGACGAACAUCAGAGAGGGAUAAUACAGAGCCUGCAACACCUGCACGAAGAGUUACGCCACUAUCAUGCACCACCCGUCGUGCAGCCGACGAUCGAGUCCCUCAAACCUAGCAAAUCCCUCUUCUCGUGGUUCGGCAGCAAAACGCCCAUCCGGGCCAUCCCGAGCAACCUCCCGCGAGGGCUCUACCUCUACGGCGACGUGGGGUGCGGCAAGACGAUGCUGAUGGACCUCUUCUACGACACACUACCAGCGAGCGUACGGUCCAAGACACGCAUCCACUUCCACAACUUCAUGCAGAGCGUACACCAACGGCUGCACAAAAUGAAACUGCAGCACGGCGGCGACGUAGACUGCGUCCCAUUCGUCGCGGCUGAGAUCGCCGAGCAGGGCAACGUGCUCUGCUUCGACGAAUUCCAAUGCACCGACGUAGCCGACGCCAUGAUCCUGCGGCGGCUCCUCGAGUCACUCAUGUCGCACGGCGUCGUGCUCGUCACCACCUCCAACCGCCACCCAGACGAGCUCUACAAGAACGGCAUCCAGCGCGAAUCCUUCCUCCCCGCGAUCCACCUCCUCAAAACCCGCCUGCACGUCAUCAACCUCGACUCCACCACCGACUACCGCAAGAUCCCCCGUCCCCCCUCCGGCGUCUACCACACGCCCCUCGACGCCCACGCCGCCUCCCACGCCGAGAAAUGGUUCCGCUUCCUCGGCGACCCGGACACCCUUACCCCACACCAAGAGGUCCAGCGCGUCUGGGGGCGCGAGAUUGUCGUGCCCCGCGUGAGCGGCCGCUGCGCAUGGUUCACCUUUGACGAGCUGAUCGGGCGCGCCGCCGGCGCCGCCGACUACCUGGAGCUGAUGCGGUCGUACGACGCGUUUGUCGUGACCGAGGUGCCCGGGAUGACGUUCCGGCAGCGGGACCUGGCGCGCCGGUUUAUUACCUUUGUGGACGCCGUCUACGAGUCGCACGCGAAGCUGGUUUUGACGACCGCCGUGCCGCUGCAGGAGCUGUUUAUUUCGCGGGCAGAGAUGCGCGAGUCGUUGGCCGCGAGGCGGCGGCAGGAGCAGGCCGCACAGGCAAAGGGUGGUGGGGUGGCGGCGAAGGACGAUGAUGAUGGUGUGGAGGCGGCGCUAGACGAUGCCGCGGAUCAGAUGAUGGAUGACUUGGAGCAGAGCGCCGGGCAGCUGGCCAAGUCGAACCUGUUUAGUGGCGACGAGGAGGCGUUUGCGUUUGCGCGCGCGCUGUCGCGGCUGAGUCAUAUGGGCAGCAGGGAGUGGGUGGAGCGGGGGAUGGGCUUGGAGAGCCAGGGGGGCAAGCCGGAGCAUGAUAGCUGGGCUAAGACGCGGAGUCGGCAGAUGGAGGAUAGCAUGUGA